CAAGAAGGUUAAACUGCUACUUAACAAACCAAUCUACACAGGAAUGACUGUUUUAGACCUCUCCAAACUAUUCAUGUAUCAAUUUCAUUAUGGAUAUGUCAAAAAACAGUAUGGUGACAGGGCAACUUUGCUGAUGACUGAUACUGACUCCUUGUUUUACAAGUUUCAAACGGAAGAUUUGUAUCAAGACAUGGUUCAAAAUAAAGAGUUAUUUGAUACAUCCAACUACCCACAGAACCAUUUCCUUUAUAGCGAGACAAACAAGAAAGUAGUUGGGAAAAUGAAAGACGAAACCGGUGGGUAUCCCGUAAAAGAAUUUGUGGGACUGAGAGCUAAAAUGUAUUCAUUUUUGAUUCACGACGAGAAAGAAACGCAGAUAAAAAAGGCAAAGGGAAUUACCAAAGCUAUCGUCGCCAAGGAAUUAACCCAUCUUCAUUACAAGAAUUGUCUUUUUGAACAACAACGAUGUCGACAUAAGAUGCAGAACAUUCGUAGUGACAAUCAUAUCUUAUAUCUAAAGUCUAUCAAUAAAAUAUCAUUGUCGCCUUUCGAUGAUAAACGAUGGUGGUUAGCUCCAUUUUGA
Messenger RNA from Magallana angulata, 583 nucleotides. RefSeq lists its product as uncharacterized. The record is from RefSeq and is a predicted model, not a curated record. Lineage: Eukaryota; Metazoa; Mollusca; Bivalvia; Ostreida; Ostreidae. The transcript is spliced from 2 exons. Bases 44 to 583 code for a protein of 179 amino acids.